This is a messenger RNA of Solanum stenotomum, 3679 nucleotides long. Its product is annotated as CRM-domain containing factor CFM2, chloroplastic. Lineage: Eukaryota; Viridiplantae; Streptophyta; Magnoliopsida; Solanales; Solanaceae. Gene Ontology annotation, biological process: RNA splicing, via transesterification reactions. The record is from RefSeq and is a predicted model, not a curated record. Gene Ontology annotation, molecular function: mRNA binding. The transcript is spliced from 12 exons. Bases 35 to 3223 code for a protein of 1062 amino acids.
CAAUGUAAGGAUAGCAUCAUCUUCCCCAACACCAAUGUUGCUUCCUUUCUGCAACUUCCAUCCCAUAAACCCUUCUAAAACCCUCUUAAACCCCUCACCAUCACAUUCCCUCUUCUCUACUACACCCUCUUUUUCCCUAAAACCCUUCUUUCCUCGUAAUACCCUUCCUGUUUUCGCCACAUCCCCUGAUACUGAAACUUUACCGGAAUCCGCCAUCCGAAGAAUCGCCGACAAGCUACGCAGUCUUGGAUUUGUUGAAGAACCCAAGAAUCAUGAAACCCAAGAAAAUGCUUCGAGUUCUAAUCCCACUGCUAACUCACCCGGUCAAAUUUUUGUUCCUUUGCCUACGCAACUACCCAAGUACCGUGUGGGUCACACACUUGACACUAGUUGGAGUACGCCUGAAAACCCAGUACCGCAGCCUGGUUUAGGGAACUCUAUACAGAAGUUUCAUGAAUUGAGGGAUGAGUUCUUGAAAGAGAAGGAGAAAGAGAGGUUAAAGAAUAAGGAGUAUAAGAAAGAGAGAGCACCAAGUUUGGCGGAGCUUACUUUACCAGCUGAGGAAUUGAGGAGGCUGAGGACAGUUGGGAUUGCGCUCAGGAAAAAGUUGAAGAUUGGAAAAGCUGGGAUUACCGAGGGGAUUGUGAAUGGUAUUCAUGAAAGAUGGAGACGUAUGGAGCUCGUUAAAAUUACGUGUGAGGACAUAUGUAGGUUGAAUAUGAAGAGGACUCAUGAGUUGUUAGAGAAGAAAACUGGAGGUCUUGUUAUCUGGAGAUCUGGAAGUAAUAUAAUUUUGUAUCGAGGAGCUGAUUACAAGUAUCCUUAUUUCUCUGAAAUUAGCUUCGAGAAUAACAGUGCACAAGAUGCUACCCCGGACUUGUUCAUGGGUACGGAAGAGCAUAUGACUAACUCAUCUGGCACAGAUGCGGUAAAACCUGAUGCAUCGGACAGAAAAUCUCCUCCACGUGUAAUCCAGGGUGUAGGUUCUCCAGACAGAGUCCGAUUUGAAUUGCCUGGAGAGGCAGAACAUACUGAAGAAGCAGACAAGUUGCUGGAAGGACUUGGUCCUCGCUUUACCGAUUGGUGGGGUUGUGAGCCACUGCCUAUCGAUGCAGAUCUUUUGCCAGCUAUAGUCCCUGGGUACAAGAGACCUUUCCGUCUACUUCCUUAUGGAGUAAAACCUAAAUUGACAAAUGAUGAAAUGACAACACUGAGGAGACUUGGUCGACCUUUGCCUUGCCAUUUUGUAUUAGGGAGAAACAGAAAACUCCAAGGAUUGGCUGCUACAAUUGUGAAGCUUUGGGAGAAAUGUGAAAUUGCAAAAGUUGCCGUCAAAAGAGGAGUUCAGAACACUAACAGUGAACUGAUGGCGGAAGAGCUUAAAUGGCUGACUGGAGGAACCUUGCUCUCGAGGGAUAGGGAAUUUAUUGUCUUCUACCGAGGGAAGGACUUCUUGCCCUCUGCGGUCUCUUCAGCAAUAGAAGAACGGAGAAAGCAAGUUUUUGAAGAGGAAAAACGGAAUGGUUUUAAUUCAUCAGUAGCAAAUGCUAAGGAAAGGAAACAAUCCACUACGGGAAGUGUUUCUGAUGAUGGACAUGCACGCAGAAUUAACCAGAAAGGUGUCCAAGAAAAAAAGAAACUUACUUCCAUGGAAGCUGCUAUCGAGAGAACUGCAGAUAAAUUAACCACUGCAUUGGAAAAGAAAGCCGAGGCAGAGAACCUCCUUCUGGAGCUUGAGGAGGAUGAGGUGCCACAACAAUCUGAUAUGGAUAAAGAGGGAAUAACUGAAGAAGAAAGAUUCAUGUUGAGGAAGAUUGGCUUGAGAAUGAAGCCUUUCUUACUUCUUGGUAGGCGGGGAGUCUUUGAUGGAACAGUCGAGAACAUGCACCUUCAUUGGAAGUAUAGGGAAUUGGUAAAGGUAAUAACCGGGCGGAAAACCAUUGAAGAGGUCCACCAAAUAGCUAGGAUGUUAGAGGCAGAGAGUGGGGGAAUACUAGUUGCUGUUGAGCUAGUUAAUAAGGGUCAUGCAAUCAUUGUGUACCGAGGGAAGAACUAUGAAAGGCCUGCUUCGUUGAGGCCUCAGACUCUUCUAAGUAAAAGAGAAGCAAUGAAGCGCUCUAUAGAGGCUCAGCGACGUCAGUCGUUGAAAUUACAUGUCUUAAAGCUUACACAAAAUAUAGAGGUUUUGCAGUCACGGUUGGCCAAAAAUGAGGAUAUGGUUCAUAUUCAGUCUCCGGAUAUAGUUGAUAGGCAGGUACCAGUGACGGGAAUAUCUGAUGCUGCAGGCGGAACUAAUUACCAGUCUAGUUUAGCAAGUCCUACUGAGUGUGUAUUGAUAGAGAGAAGCUUAUUUAGCUUUUAUAUUCAGGAUUCUGGGGAUGCUGCAGAAGACACUGACCCCAGUUCUCAGAAAGAAUUAUCAAGUGAUUCCUCAGACACCGACCACAAUUCUCAGCAAGAAUUUCCAAUUGAUCCUUUUUUCCAAUAUGAGGGCAAGGUUGAGGCUGUGGGUGAUACAAUUCAACCUCAGCAUCAAUCUAUUUCAUCAAUCAAAUCGAAAAGUAUGUUCAAUGUGAACGUGGAUCAAAAAACAUUUGGCAGUGCAGUGAGUGAAUCUGUUUCCAAGUCUUCCAGGGGAGAAGUUAAGAUCCACUUUUCUGAGACCAGAAGUUUCAACAAACCUCGGGAAGUUGACAAUAAAAAGGAGGUGUCUCAACUUCCUUCUGUAAAACCUCAACAAGCACUUAGAUCCACCCGGAGUAGGUCCGAAGGGAUGCCUACCAGAAAAGUACAGCUUUCCAACAGGGAGAGGUUGCUUCUCAGAAAACAAGCCCUCAAGAUGAAGAAGCAACCAGUGCUUGCUGUUGGGAGGAGCAAUAUUGUUACUGGAGUUGCAAAAAAUAUUAAAGAACACUUUAAGAAGUAUCCUCUUGCGAUUGUGAAUGUCAAAGGAAGGGCAAAAGGGACUUCAGUUAGGGAGGUGGUUUUUAAGCUGGAGCAAGCUACAGGUGCUGUUCUUGUUUCUCAAGAGCCAAGCAAAGUCAUAUUGUAUAGAGGUUGGGGACCAGGUGGAGAGCGUGGUGCUUCUAAUGGAAAUGACACCAGAAAUUCGAGAAACAGCAGAGAGCAAAAGGAACUGAUGUCAAUAUCUCCUGAGCUUAUAUCAGCAAUCAGACUUGAAUGUGGCUUGCAGUCCAACCAUGAUAUGGAGGUUGCUUCAUAGGCAACAACCUGGUAAAAGGGAAGUUGCCAACUGGUUUUGUCAGGGUCAAAGCCUUGAGCUCUCAUCUAACAAUGCAUUUGUGCCCCCAAUGAUGGUCUCUGAAUUGUCUGUGCAUGCAUCUAACAAUUGCUUUCUUGGUGUGGAGUUGGAAUCUAAAUUGUGCAUCACCUCUCCAAUACAAAUGAAAGGGAAUCUGCUGCCACCGAGCUUCUCUCCUUGCAGAAUUUCAGUAACUGGAGUAAGUUCCACAUGAUAAUUCCUGUCUCAUGGUCAUUGUGCAUCAACUGGAGAGAUUCUGGGAUGAAACCUGUAACUGUAUGUCAGUUAAGUGGCGCUGCUAAUUUAAUUGUUUUCGAACAAGCUCCAUCUUUUUUUGGUUUCAGAUAGGCGCUAUCAGUUCUCAAUUAUCCCUAGUUGCUGACCUACAUUUUAUGUAAAUAGAAGUUUCAAUAGAAC